AUGUCUGCAAUCUUUAAGGAAAAGAACACGGCCGUCAUCACGGGCGCAGCCUCGGGCAUCGGCCUCGCCCUGGCCAAGAAGUGCGUCGGGUACGGCAUGAGGGUGCUCGUCGCCGACUGGGACGCCGACAGCCUCGAGAAGGCGGCGUCCAGCCUCGGACAGGGCGCUGGUACCAUCCGUGUGGAUGUCGGCAAGAUCGAGGACUGGGCCCGAAUAAAGGAGAAGGUCGUGCAGGAUUUCGGAGGCCAAAUCAACCUCUUAGCCCUCAACGCCGGCGUGGGCCCCAAGACGUCCUUCGACGACGCGGACCCGGCGGCCUUCCACAAGAUCAUGGACACGAACCUCUUUGGCGUCAUCAACGGCAUCACCACGCUCCUGCCGCUCAUCAAGGAGAAGUUCUCCUCUUCUUCCUCUUCUGAUGGUGGCGCGAGCGCCAUCGUCAUCACGGGCUCCAAACAGGGCAUCACGAACCCGCCCGGCAACCCGGCCUACAACGCCAGCAAGGCGGCCGUCAAGACGCUGGCCGAGCACCUGUCGUUCGACCUGCGCGCCGCGGCGCCCGCCGUGGGCGUGCACCUGCUGGUUCCGGGGUGGACGUGGACGGGGCUGGCGGGGGCGGCGGGCGGGGGGGAGAAGCCGGCUGCGGCGUGGUGGCCGGAGCAGGUUGUUGAUUUCCUGGAGACGAAGGUGGCUGAGGGCCAGUUCUGGGUCCUGUGCCCGGAUAAUGAUGUUACGGAGGAGGUGGAUUGCAAGAGGAUGCGCUGGGGGGCUGAGGAUGCGGUGCUGGGACGCAAGCCGCUUAGUCGGUGGAGGGGGGAGUAUGAGGGUGAGUUUGGGGCGUGGAUGGGGAAAUGA
Messenger RNA from Anthostomella pinea, 855 nucleotides. Lineage: Eukaryota; Fungi; Ascomycota; Sordariomycetes; Xylariales; Xylariaceae. The record is from the annotation of a GenBank genome assembly.